GUCACAUUAGUAUUUGUGCCGAAUAAUAUAGCUAGCGUCAUGUUUCGUAUACUUCUGAGUCUAUCGGCGUUUGUAUUCACAGUAAAUGGCUUCUGCUUUAGUGAUAUGGCGACAACAGAAAUCAAAAGUGAUGGUACGAUAGUAACUUAUUGCAAGUAUGGAGAACACAUCAUGCAGCCAGGCGACCAUAUCCGAACAGACGACUGUAUCGAAUGCACGUGUCAGAAUGCUAUGCUUUCGUGUUGCGGGUAUGGCAUCAAGAGUGGAUCAUUUGCACCACCUCCCGGAUGUGUUAUCAAAGCAGACGGCUGCAAGAUUCUGAUGGUCAAGGCUGAUGACGAGUCACGUGACUGCAUGACAGGGGAGAAACUUGCGAAUGUGCAGUAAACAAAUCCCAUUCCAACCACUUCUGUUACCACUAACUGUAACAUUAAAGCUUUCAAUAAAUAUUAAAUAACAAA
This is a messenger RNA of Gigantopelta aegis, 461 nucleotides long. RefSeq names its product beta-microseminoprotein-like. The transcript is spliced from 3 exons. The record is from RefSeq and is a predicted model, not a curated record. The coding region runs from base 40 to 387 and encodes 115 amino acids. Lineage: Eukaryota; Metazoa; Mollusca; Gastropoda; Neomphalida; Peltospiridae.